This is a messenger RNA of Blumeria graminis f. sp. triticale, 390 nucleotides long. NCBI's taxonomy places the organism in Eukaryota, Fungi, Ascomycota, Leotiomycetes, Helotiales, Erysiphaceae. The record is from the annotation of a GenBank genome assembly.
AUGCGAUUCUUAUUAGCUUUCGCCCUUAUGAUCAUUGGGCUCAUGGCUUUGCCAAUCGGACCAAAUGUUGACCGCCGCUCAAGCAAUAAGACUAUUGGUACGAAAAUUUUGGAAAACUUGGACGGGUUCCGUUUCGAAGAUAAGGUUGAUACCUUGGUUGAUAGCAUGAGGGGAACCAUUGAAAAUGCCAUGGAGAAAGUUUCGACCAUAAUUCCGGUUCCAGUCGAGAAAAAGGCUGGAUCCGGUCGGAAAAUGUCCACAUUGUCAAAACUUUUUGGUCCUGCUAUCGGCCAGUUCUCGCAUAGUAAUAAAACGAAAAGAUUUCUCCAACAGGAUCCUCCUGGUUAUCAACUAGAUGGAAAACCCUACUUUUCCUUACUACAACAGUAA